CUCCCCCUGCGUCGGGUGUAGGAAGGUUUUGUGCAGGGAGUUUGAGAGGCCAUGUUGAUGAUUUGUAUGGGGCCGUGGGGAUUACCCUAGCGGGGAAAGAAGCAGCCCUUUCCCGGGGAUUUAAAAAAAAAAUUAAAAUUAAAAAAAACCUCAGGUUAAGCUGGCCUGGGGCGCCACAACCCUUCGACCGAACUCGCAAUGAGAAAGGGAGAGCGGUGUCGGAGUGGAGACGGAGCAAGGAGCACCUAGCGAAAGAUACUGCCAGGGAUUCAGUGCCCCUCCCGCAAACUAAAACUAGAGCUAGAGAGAGACCAGUUUAACUUCGGUCGCCAAAUUGAAAACAUGGCUUGGGUGCUGAAGAUGGAUGAUGCAGCUAUCGAGUCGGGGCUGGUGCACGACUUCGAUGCCAGUCUCUCUGGAAUCGGGCAAGAACUCGGCGCCGGCGCCUACAGUAUGAGUGAUGUCUUGGCACUGCCUAUUUUCAAGCAGGAAGAUUCAAGCCUCCCCCAAGACAGCGAGACCAAAAACCCUCCAUUCCAGUAUGUUCUGUGUGCUGCCACCUCGCCGGCAAUCAAACUGCAUGAUGAGACCCUCACCUACCUGAACCAAGGUCAGUCCUACGAAAUCCGAAUGUUGGAUAACAGAAAGAUCGGAGAACUGCCAGAAUUGAACAGUAAAACCGUGAAGAGCAUAGUUAGAGUGGUGUUCCAUGACCGGAGGCUUCAGUAUAUGGAGCAUCAACAGCUGGAGGACUGGAGGUGGAAUCGCCCUGGAGACAGGCUGCUGGAUGUUGAUAUCCCAAUGUCUGUUGGAAUUAUUGACCCAAGGACAAACCCAAACCAGCUCAAUGCAGCUGAAUUUCUGUGGGACAUUACAAAGCGCACUUCAGUUUUUGUCCAGGUACAUUGCAUCAGCACAGAAUUUACUCCUAGGAAACACGGUGGUGAGAAGGGUGUACCAUUCAGAAUUCAGAUCGACACUUUCAAUCAGAAUGAGAAUGGAGAAUACACUGAUCACCUCCAUUCAGCCAGCUGCCAAAUCAAGGUCUUCAAGCCAAAGGGAGCGGACAGAAAGCAGAAGACUGACCGAGAGAAGAUGGAGAAAAGGACCCCGCAGGAGAAAGAAAAGUACCAGCCUUCAUAUGACACCACCAUCCUGGCAGAGAUGAGGCUUGAGCCUAUAAUAGAAGAUGCAGUUGAACAUGAGCAGAAAAAGUCCAGCAAGCGGACUUUGCCAGCAGACUGCGGUGAUUCUCUGGCAAAGCGAGGCAGUUGUUCUCCUUGGCCAGACAACGCCUAUGUGACUACUACCCCAACAUCUGCUCCUACAUUUACCUCUGCAGCACACAGCACUAGCAGUGUUCCAGACAGGAGACGACAUUCAAGUUUGGAACUGAGCAGCACAAGCAAUUCCUCUUCACCGAAUAAUCAGGGAGAUUUGAUAGUCAACGUGGCUAUGGAACAACUCAGCCCCACUGCUUCUAUACAGGAGUCGCAGCAGUGGCUUCACAAGAAUAGAUUUUCUACAUACGCACGGAUAUUAUCAAACUUCUCAGGUUCUGAUUUACUUAAGCUGACGCGAGAGGAUCUGGUUCAAAUUUGUGGCCCAGCUGAUGGAAUUCGGCUGUUUAAUGGACUUAAAUCAAGGUCUGUUAGGCCACGCUUGACUAUCUAUGUCCGUCAGGAAACAACGCAACCAGAAACUCUUUCACAGCUGGAAAACCAGCAAGAGACUGAGAAUGGAGAACACAGCAAUAGUGCAAUAUAUGUGUAUCAUGCUCUCUACUUGGAGGAGAUGACUGCAGCAGAGCUUACCAGGAAGAUUGCCUCCGUUUUUAAUAUCUCCUUGAAUCAGAUUAUCCAGGUUUAUAGACAGGGUCCAACGGGCAUACAUAUACUCGUCAGUGAUCAGAUGGUGUGCAACUUUCAAGAUGAAAGCUGUUUUUUAAUCAGCACAGUGAAAGCAGAAAACAGUGAAGGUUAUCACGUGAUAUUGAAGUGAAGCAUGCCGGGUAACAAUGGACUGAGAUUUCAACAGUCAGAGGAAGAAAUAAUUUAAAAGAAAAUCUGCGUAACAACCUUUUAAAAGAAGCAUUGAGCAAAUCCAAGUACAUGUUAGAAUCUGAUUUAUAGUGUAUAAAAAUGUUUCAUAUUGAAAACAGAAAGAUAUUAAAGAAAGACGUCAAUGGAUAAGCCACUGUCUCGAGUCCUGCAGCAUUGUCCUUGACACUCGCCAUGAAGAAAAUGACAAUGCUCAGCCUUUCUAUUUUUAAAAAGCAAAUAAAGGCCAGUAUAUAUUACAGUUUGCACGGGUUGCUGGUUCAAUAUCUAGCUUGAAAUAUGGAGUGAAAUGUUUCACUUGCAGGUAUUGUGUUUUGACUUCUAUUGUGAAAGAUGUGGAGUACUUGACUGAAGAAGCCUCAAGUUGGUCCCAAUAUGUAAAAGAAUACUGUAAGACAGGAAAUAUCUGCAGCAGCUUUAUUUUACAGAUGUCUCACUGUGGACAUAUUUACAGCAACAAAUGUUUAUGCGAGUAAACAUACUGUAUAUAAACUGAAUUGAGUAAUUAUGAACAUGUUGCGGCACGUAUAUUUUGCUUAUUUUUAAUAAAUGCUAAAUUAGUAUAUAUUUCUUGCCAGCAAACAUUUAAUGUCUUACAGUAUUCUUUCUCUCUCUCUCUCUCUCCAAAAUGCUGCCCUCCCCUCCCUGUUAACACAGUUGUUCAAAUUAAAUUUAAAUGACUGUCAAACUUGCUGUUUUUUUCAUUUGAAGCAUGUUAUCUGACAAUACGUUUUCGCUAGUCACAGAGACAGAAUCUUUUAGUUUUAAUAUUGAAAUGUUCCAUAUCUUGAACUGCCUUAUGUGUGUUUCGGAACAGGAGUCAAAAGCAAAUGAAAGAAUGAGGAAACAUGACCAAAUAACCAAAUAUUUCUGCAGUUACGGCAAAGACACAAAUGAUACCGGGUUGGAAAAUCUGUUGUACAUUUGAAGUUGCAUACAUUAAAAAAAAAAAAAAAAAAAAGAGAA
Molecule: messenger RNA, 3026 nt
Organism: Acipenser ruthenus (sterlet)
Lineage: Eukaryota; Metazoa; Chordata; Actinopteri; Acipenseriformes; Acipenseridae
Gene: ubp1
Product: upstream binding protein 1
Exons: 18
Coding region: 343-2001 (552 amino acids)
Biological process (GO): regulation of transcription by RNA polymerase II
Cellular component (GO): nucleus
Molecular function (GO): RNA polymerase II cis-regulatory region sequence-specific DNA binding; DNA-binding transcription activator activity, RNA polymerase II-specific
Source: RefSeq, a predicted model, not a curated record